AUGGAACUUGCUUUAAGCUUAGGUGAUACUCCAAAAUUACCUUUUUCUUUUCUUGACAAAUCCACCAAUGAUCCAUCACCACCAAGUUUCUUCUUGAGAACUUCUGAGGAAAAAACAAGUUCCUCAGAUCCACCUAUUCAACUAGACCUUCUUCCUUUCACUCCUGUUCUUAGAUCUCACCACCCUUCUCAUCUUCCCGUUCCAUGGCUCACCCAACCAUGUGCACCGGUGAGGGAGCUAGAUGUGAACCGUUUUCCGGCGACGACGGAAGAUGUCGACGACGGCGCGUCACUGUCAUCACCCAGCAGUUCUGUCUCCCCGUUUCCGAUGGACUUCAGUAUGAGAAACACCAAUGCUGAAUAUGGAGGAAGAAACAAGAGAGAAAACGAAGGUGAAGCUGAAAGAGUCAGUGACGACGACGAAAACGGGUCAACUCGGAAGAAACUCAGACUCUCUAAAGACCAGUCAGCUUUUCUAGAAGAAAGCUUCAAAGAACACACAACCUUAAAUCCAAAACAAAAACUUGCACUAGCAAAACAGUUGAAUCUCAGUCCUCGUCAAGUGGAAGUUUGGUUUCAAAACCGAAGAGCAAGGACGAAGUUGAAGCAAACAGAAGUGGAUUGUGAGUAUUUGAAGAGAUGUUGUGAGACAUUAACAGAAGAGAAUAGAAGGUUACAAAAGGAGCUUCAAGAGCUUAGAGCAUUGAAAACUACUCAACCAUUCUACAUGCAACUUCCAGCUACCACCCUCACUAUGUGUCCUUCUUGUGAACGUGUGGCUACAAAUCCUUGCAACAAUCAAACCAACAAGACAAGGGGAUUGCCUUUCUCUAAUGGUCAGGCUCAACCACAGGCCCAGGCCCAUGCCCAACUUCAAGCCCAUCAGAUUCCUUCAUGA
Vicia faba (fava bean) is the source of this 897-nucleotide messenger RNA. The record is from the annotation of a GenBank genome assembly. NCBI's taxonomy places the organism in Eukaryota, Viridiplantae, Streptophyta, Magnoliopsida, Fabales, Fabaceae.